CAGCAAAGGAUGCAAGGCUGGGUUACUGGCCUGUCGACCGGCUGCCAGAGCGCAAGGCUGACUCACAAACUUGCAGCCGCGCAGCAUAAAAGUCUCGUGUCAACCCCAGAUUUCGAGUAUAAUCACAUCCUCAUAGCAUCAUACAAUUUUCGGAAGACUCAAUGGAUUCAAGAUCAUGGACGGAUAUGGUGAUACAAUCACCCGAAGCAGCGCACGUACAAGCACGCUCUGCGGUGUCAACAAUCCCGGCGAUAGUAGCUGCAUCCCGGUUCCCUCCAGCCACGGAGUCUAGGUCUAGAUCUAGAAAUGCUUCGAAAGGUAUCAAGAAAAGACACCGGGAACGGUCAGAAUUACCUGCAUAUACUCAGCCAUGCCCGCAAAAAGACGUCAGUUUCGACAGGAAUGAAUGGAGCGACGGUCUAGGUCCUCAAAAAUGCGCGUGGAUCAACUACCUAGUCUCUAGAGCAGAUGAAGUAAAGCAAGAAAAUGCUUUCAAUUUUAUCUUCCUGCUAUGGGCAGCAGACGAGAAUGGGGUCGCUAUCGCCACAGAUAUCCCUAUCCCGAAAACUAUCAUAGAGAACGACGUAGAGCUAAUCCGACACUUGAAAAUGAGACUUAGAUCUGCUAGAGGGAUGAUGAGAUCAAUCUUGUACGGGGCUGAGCCAGUGGGCAGUAAGAUGCGUCUCCUUGGCCAACCUCGACCGGACAGUACGUAUCCGGUGUUGCUACGCAACAAAGUCACGAUGGAUCUUGAUCAUCAUAUAGAAAGUCAGAAGAAUGAAUAUACGAACCUUCUCUUGGAUCGCGAGUUUCUCUUGGAGUUCGAAUUUGAUGUUGAUGAGUAUGAGACUUGUUGUGCUACGCUCAGACAGGUAGAGGAAGAGCUUAGCCAGAUCGAGAUCUUUCCUAAGCUGCUUAGAUCUGCGUGGCACAAUCCAGUCUUAGCAGAAGGGCAGGGCAUAUUCCGUGCACACAGCAAAUGUUCUCCAGUGCUUAGAUUUGGGCCUCUGAACUACCUCACCUGUGCAAAGUCGCUCUCUUCGCCGGCGACAGACUUUGCCAGCGUAGUUUCGUUCACACAAGACAUGAAUGGAAUCUAUUUCGAAGAAACUCUUCAAUUCCUACCAUUCAUUGCACUGACUAGCUCGGCUUCUCUCGCAGCAUUCCUGUUUGCGAGAUGGAUAUUCAGUUCCUGGGAAGUUGGCGUAGGAUGUGCCAGUCUGCUCGUAGGAGUAGUUACACUAAGCGUGAUGAGACAUGGUUGAUCGGACAAAAAAUCCACGAAUCACACCAUCUCGGGAAUCGGCAAGCUCCUAGACCGGCCCUGUACAUCCGGUCCGACAAAAGCAGCGCAUCAAUGUAAUCAAACGCGGGGAAGAGUGCUCAUGUGCUAUGGUACGCGUACUCUUACGAAGAUAGGUUUGGGAA
This is a messenger RNA of Pseudovirgaria hyperparasitica, 1428 nucleotides long. RefSeq lists its product as uncharacterized. Bases 162 to 1265 code for a protein of 367 amino acids. The transcript has 4 exons. Lineage: Eukaryota; Fungi; Ascomycota; Dothideomycetes; Acrospermales; Acrospermaceae. The record is from RefSeq and is a predicted model, not a curated record.